This is a messenger RNA of Suricata suricatta (meerkat), 1989 nucleotides long. RefSeq names its product zinc finger protein 821 (gene ZNF821). Gene Ontology annotation, cellular component: nucleus. The coding region runs from base 446 to 1684 and encodes 412 amino acids. Gene Ontology annotation, biological process: regulation of transcription by RNA polymerase II. The transcript is spliced from 8 exons. Gene Ontology annotation, molecular function: DNA-binding transcription activator activity, RNA polymerase II-specific; RNA polymerase II cis-regulatory region sequence-specific DNA binding. The record is from RefSeq and is a predicted model, not a curated record. NCBI's taxonomy places the organism in Eukaryota, Metazoa, Chordata, Mammalia, Carnivora, Herpestidae.
UUUCUGAGAAGACUGUGUCGUCUGAGGGUUUGUUUGAGUCGCCUUGGAAGACCUCUGGCUUUUGUCGAUAAUUCCUGGGUAUCUACCUGUUCUCAGAAGACUGAAACCAGAAAGACCAUCUCGGCUGAUGGUACACAUUCUCCAGACCAAAGAAAGUGGGAACAGGGUGAACAGUGAGGUAGCUACGUGACCAGCUUUCUCAUUCUCUCCUUUCUGGCAGAUACAAAUCACUGGGAUUCAAGCUAGUUUACUUUGCUCCGUGGGAACUGCACCAGAGCUAGAGAUAUGAUAGAAGACUGCCUGAAAGCUGCUUCCUUUGCCACUUCCUGUGGAGGCCUGUCUUUGCCAUUUGCGGUUUCUUUCUUUUGGUCAGCACUCUGCAAGGAAGUAGUAACAUAUCCAGUUGUGAAACUGGGAAAGGCCAGAGUUUUAGGAUCAGGAAAACAUGUCCCGUCGGAAACAGACAAAUCCAAAUAAAGUUCACUGGGAUCAAGUAUUUGCUGGGCUAGAAGAGCAAGCCCGCCAGGCGAUGAUGAAAACUGAUUUUCCUGGAGACCUUGGCAGUCAGCGACAAGCUAUCCAACAACUAAGAGAUCAGGACUCCAGUAGCAGUGACAGUGAGGGUGAUGAAGAGGAGACCACACAAGAUGAAGUCUCUUCCCACACAUCAGAGGAAGAUGGAGGGGUGGUCAAAGUGGAAAAAGAGUUAGAAAAUGUGGAGCAACCUGUUGGUGGGAAUGAAGUGGUAGAGCGUGAGGUCACGGGGAACUUGAAUUCUGACCCCCUGCUUGGACUCUGCCAGUGUCCUCUCUGCCAGCUAGACUGUGGGAGUCGGGAGCAGCUGAUUGCUCACGUGUACCAGCACACGGCAGCAGUGGUGAGCGCCAAGAGCUAUAUGUGUCCUGUCUGUGGCCGGGCCCUAAGUUCCCCAGGGUCUUUGGGUCGUCACCUCCUAAUCCACUCGGAGGACCAGAGGUCUAACUGUGCUGUGUGUGGAGCCCGUUUUACCAGCCAUGCCACAUUUAACAGCGAGAAACUCCCUGAAGUACUUAAUAUGGAAUCGCUACCCCCAGCCCAUAGUGAGGGCCCCUCCAGCGCUGAGGGGAAGGACAUUGCCUUCAGUCCUCCAGUGUACCCUGCUGGAAUUCUGCUUGUGUGCAACAAUUGUGCUGCCUACCGUAAGCUACUGGAAGCACAGACCCCCAGUGUUCGCAAGUGGGCCCUGCGUCGACAGAACGAGCCUCUGGAAGUACGGCUGCAGCGGCUGGAACGAGAGCGCACGGCCAAGAAAAGCCGGCGGGACAAUGAGACGCCGGAGGAGCGGGAAGUAAGGCGCAUGAGGGACCGUGAAGCCAAGCGCCUGCAGCGCAUGCAGGAGACUGAUGAGCAGCGGGCACGCAGGCUGCAGCGGGAUCGGGAGGCCAUGAGGCUGAAGCGGGCCAAUGAAACCCCAGAGAAGAGGCAGGCCCGGCUCAUCCGGGAGCGGGAAGCCAAGCGGCUGAAGAGGAGGCUGGAGAAAAUGGACAUGAUGUUGCGAGCUCAGUUUGGCCAGGACCCUUCUGCCAUGGCAGCCUUAGCAGCCGAAAUGAACUUCUUCCAGCUACCUGUGAGUGGGGUGGAGUUGGACAGCCAGCUCCUGGGCAAGAUGGCCUUUGAAGAGCAAAACAGCAGCUCUCUGCACUGAACCCCGCCUGCCCUCCCACUCACCCAGGUCCCAGGGAUCAGUGCAGUAGCCAGUCACAGGGCCCUGUCCUAAAUGCCAGAGGCAGGCCCGGGUUGGCUGCAAGUGGACCUGCAUACCUUUGCAUGUGGGAAGAGGAUGCUGGGGUCAGCUGGAAGCCUGCUUAAUGCGGCUCCGGACAGGGGAGUAGGCACUCCCGAGAACUGUACUCCCCAGCCCACUGCUGCAGGGCAUGUUUUUAGGACUGUGAGGCCCCGUGUGGCCCACGGAAUUGUGAGGGCAAAUAAAUUAAUUUUAUCUUUACUGAC